Rubroshorea leprosula is the source of this 633-nucleotide messenger RNA. The record is from the annotation of a GenBank genome assembly. NCBI's taxonomy places the organism in Eukaryota, Viridiplantae, Streptophyta, Magnoliopsida, Malvales, Dipterocarpaceae.
CAUGGAUACCACCACGAAAAUGUCCAGCUUUGGCCAAGUUUCCUCCCAAACUCAGUAUCUUCUCUCGGUAAUGCUUUCCGAUCAUAAAUUUACGAAGAAUUACAUUUCAGAAAAUCAAAAAAGGUUGAAACAACGACAGAGAAUGCUUGUUUCCGGGCUAGAGGUAGCUGGUAUCGGCUGCCUGAACAAGAGCAAUGCGGGGUUGCUCUGCUGGGUGGAUAUGAGGCACCUUCUCAGCUCCAACACGUUCGAAGCAGAAAUGGAGUUCCGGAAGAGAAUAGUUUAUGAUGUCAAGUUAAAUAUCUCUGCGGGUUCUUCAUGUCAUUGCACGGAGCCAGGCUGGUUUCGAGUGUGCUUCGCUAACAUGUCCGAAGAAACUCUGAGGGUCGCCAUGCAACGGAUGAAGGUUUUUGUGGAGUCCAUCUCCCAUGUCUGCAGUCAGAGCAAUCAUCAAGCUUUGAAUAACUCAAGACGGCAGAGGCCGCUCACCAAGUGGGUUUUCCGGCUACCUUUCCAACAUGACCGUGAGCCGGAGGGACGGUAGUCUGGCAGACGUCAUCAUGUGAAUCAUUGUCACGUGUGAAGACAUUGUUAUACUUGAUUGUUCAAUAUUAAUAGAAAACAGCCAACGAA